AUGCAAUUGAAAUGGAAAUUCAAGUUUCCGAAAAUAUUUGCAGUGCCGCAAAGUAUAAAUACCCCCCCCCCCCCCCCCUCACGACUUCUGUUCCGGUGUAUGGGAGGAGUAUCAAGUAGGAUUUAUUCGAGGAUGUACGCCACUACAAUUGGAUUGCGUCAAGCAGGGCUUGGUGGAUUGAGAUCAAUGUCCGGGAAUGCAUUGUUUAGGAGAUGCAAGGUUACUUUACCGGACUUGGAUUGGGAUUAUGGGGCAUUAGAACCACACAUUUCCGGUAAGAUCAAUGAGUUGCACUAUACAAAACACCACCAAACAUACGCAACUGGGCUAAAUACUGCUGUGGAUCAGUUUAAUGAGCUCUCUGUGAAGCUUGAAUCUGAUCCAUCUGUAGCGAAACAACUAGCUGCGCUGCAGCAGAAUAUUAAGUUUCAUGGAGGUGGGUACCAGAACCAUUGUUUAUUCUGGAAGAACUUGGCUCCAUCAUCCCAAGGAGGUGGGGAGCCACCUAGCGGCGCUUUAGCGAAACAAAUCGAGAGUCAAUUCGGAUCUUUAGAUAAUCUAAUCAGUUUGACGAAUUCUAAAUUGGCUGGUAUCCAGGGCUCUGGCUGGGCGUUUUUGGUCAAGAACAAAGAAAUUGGUGGCCAAUUAGAGGUGGUACAGACUGCAAACCAGGAUACCGUCUCGGGUCCACUUGUACCAUUGUUGGCCAUCGACGCUUGGGAGCACGCAUAUUACUUGCAAUACCAGAACCGGAAAGUAGACUACUUUAAGGCCAUCUGGAACGUUAUCAACUGGAAAGAGGCUGCCAGAAGAUUUGACGCUGCUUGA
Molecule: messenger RNA, 828 nt
Organism: Eremothecium cymbalariae DBVPG#7215
Lineage: Eukaryota; Fungi; Ascomycota; Saccharomycetes; Saccharomycetales; Saccharomycetaceae
Gene: SOD2
Product: superoxide dismutase SOD2
Exons: 1
Coding region: 1-828 (275 amino acids)
Biological process (GO): superoxide metabolic process
Cellular component (GO): mitochondrion
Molecular function (GO): metal ion binding; superoxide dismutase activity
Source: RefSeq, a predicted model, not a curated record